This is a messenger RNA of Uncinocarpus reesii 1704, 1203 nucleotides long. RefSeq lists its product as uncharacterized. Gene Ontology annotation, molecular function: rRNA (uridine-N3-)-methyltransferase activity. Gene Ontology annotation, cellular component: cytoplasm. Gene Ontology annotation, biological process: rRNA base methylation. The record is from RefSeq and is a predicted model, not a curated record. The transcript has 2 exons. NCBI's taxonomy places the organism in Eukaryota, Fungi, Ascomycota, Eurotiomycetes, Onygenales, Onygenaceae. The coding region runs from base 1 to 1203 and encodes 400 amino acids.
AUGGGGAGAUCCAAAAAGUCCCACGGCCAGCAACAUGGCUCUCGAGGCGGGAAGAGAAUGGGCAAUUUUUUCAGGGUGUCAACACAGAACAAGGGGACUAUUAGCAAGAAACCUCACGACAAAGGCAGUAAACGGCAUCAAUUGCAAAAGAAUCAAAGACCGGUUGUCCCAUUUUUACCUUCUGAUAGGAUAUUGCUUGUCGGUGAAGGAGAUUUCUCGUUUGCCCUCUCGCUAUCAACCCACCAUGGUUGUAAACGCAUGUUGGCAACAUGCUACGAUAGCGAGAGCACGCUGUAUGAAAAAUAUCCUCAGGCGAAGCAACAUAUUAAUCAACUUUGUGCUUCAAAGUUCGCGAACUCGGCUCGAGGAUUGAAGCGGAAACGAGGCGGCACGCCUACUUCAGAAGAUGGACCAGGAUCGAACGGCGAACAGACUACACAAGCCGCCAAUCCGGCGCCUAAUGCAGAUAAAUUAUCGCCCAAAGUCCUCUUUUCAAUUGAUGCAAAGAAAUUGGGGCUGACGGGAGGUGGCGGGAAAGUCAUUCGCAAAGGUUUUCCUUGCCUCUACCAUCGCCGAACUAGCACACAACAGCAGCGAAGCUUCAAACCAAAAACGGACAAGGAGCGUGAUGCUGAUGAAAGUGGACCGUGGGACAUUAUAUGCUUCAACUUCCCGCACGUUGGUGGGCUUAGUACGGAUGUGAAUAGGCAGGUUCGAGCAAACCAGGAGCUCCUUGUUUCUUUCUUCAAGGCGUGUGUUCCACUCUUGUCAGCACCUCCGUUAAGCGGUGCUGGGAAUUUAUCUGAUGAAGAGGAUGAAGAGUAUGAGGGUUUUAGCGGUGGCUCAGAUAGCGGCGAAGAUCCUGUGGAGUGUCGAAAAUUACGAACGGAACCCGGACAGAUCAUUGUUACGCUGUUUGAGGGAGAGCCGUAUACUUUAUGGAACAUCCGCGAUCUUGCACGCCAUGCUGGCUUAAGAGUUGUCACGAGCUUCAAGUUCCCAUGGGCCAGCUACCCGGGAUAUUCCCAUGCGAGAACUCUAGGGGAGGUGGAAGGAAAGGAUGGGGAGAGGGCAGGAUGGAAAGGUGAGGACAGAGAGGCAAGGAGCUAUGUAUUUGAACGGAAAGGCUUCGAGGGCUUGGUUCGAGAUACGGGGAAGAGAAAGAAAAAGAAGGGCGGGAGUGACGAUAGCGAGAGCGAUUGA